Grosmannia clavigera kw1407 is the source of this 1080-nucleotide messenger RNA. RefSeq names its product ww domain protein. Gene Ontology annotation, molecular function: protein binding. The record is from RefSeq and is a predicted model, not a curated record. The transcript is spliced from 2 exons. NCBI's taxonomy places the organism in Eukaryota, Fungi, Ascomycota, Sordariomycetes, Ophiostomatales, Ophiostomataceae. The coding region runs from base 1 to 1080 and encodes 359 amino acids.
AUGUCUGAAUUCCAGGCCCCGACCGGGCCGCCACCUCCCAAGGUGCCUGAUGGCUGGGUGGCCCGCUGGAACGACCAGUACAAGGAGUGGUUCUAUGUGAACACGUACACCAAACAGUCCCAAUGGGACCGGCCGACGGCGCCGGCCCUCGUGCCCGGUGGAGACGCUCCCCAGGGACCUCCGCCGAGCUACUCGCCCAGACCGGGUUCGAACACCGGCGACGCCAAGAAGAAUCCUUACGGUGGCGACGGAGGCCGCCAGGGCUCGUGCAGCCCUUGCCACCACCACGAGUCCGACGAUGAGCGCUAUGCGCGGCGCCUGCAGGAGGAAGAAAAUGCGCGAGCUCGCGCUGGUGGUGCCGGCAGUGUCGGUGGUGGUGCGGCGGCCUCGUAUCUGAACUCGCCGCCGGCGCCGGCCAUUCCGGCCCGGCCUGUGAGCAGCGGUCCCGGAUCAGCAGCUGCUGGAGCAGCCGUUGGCGGAGCCGCCGGAGCAGCUGCCGGUGCUGCCGGCUCGCGCGGUCUCCUCGGCAAGAUCUUUGGCGGCAGCAAGAAGCCACAGUACGGCGGUGGCGGUGGCGGCUAUCCCGGCCAGGGCUACGGACCACAGGGCGGCGGCUAUGGCGGCGGGGCUCCCCAGCAGGGCUACGGCCAGCCGGCAUACGGCCAGCAGGGCUAUGGCCAACCGGCAUACGGUCAGCAGGGCGGCUACGGCCAGCCGGCGUAUGGCCAGCCGGCGUAUGGGCAGCAGGGCGGCUACGGUCAGCCGGCAUAUGGGCCGCCGGGCGGCUAUGGCCAGCCCGCCUACGGCCAGCAGGGCGGCGGCGGAUACUACCAGCAGCAGCAGCAGCAGCAGCCGCCGCGGAAGUCAGGCAUGAGCACGGGCGCGGCAGCGGCGCUCGGCGUUGGCGGCGGCCUGCUGGGCGGCGUGCUGCUGGGCGAAGCGCUGGACGGCGGUGACGGCGGUGGCGAUGGUGGCGGUGACGGCGGCGACUGGGGUGGCGGUGGCGGCGAUGGCGGUGACUGGGGCGGUGGAGGCGAUGGCGGCGGCGACUGGGGAGGCGAUGGCGGUGGCGACUUUUAG